AUGUCAUUCAUGUUCUCAACGCAAUUAAACACAACAUCUAGACAAGAAAAAGUAUGUGAUUGGGCAGGGACCAAGAAGAAGACAGAUACCACCUCUAGUAGCACAGAUACUGCCACAACAGCACUAUCACCCGAUGCCUGGAAAGAUGUAUCAUCCAAUAUUAAAAAGAUGGAUUCAAAUUACGAUGCAACAUUUCAUGCAUGGCUGAAAUCAGAAGACAACGUUCUAGUCACAUCGCUUUAUUUGCAUCGUAUUGCAAAUGACUAUCCAUUGGAAAGGAUCAUCAAUGCCUUGGAAUGGCUAUCGGCUGAUUGGCGAUGGGAGAGCACAAGCAUAUUGGUGAGGCAUGUCACAGCAGAUUGGGUAGAUGAAGAAGGCGAUAGAAAGAGAGCUAAGCUCCUGAGAAAAUUAACACGACAAUGGGCAACACACUUUACAGCGACGAUGAUUACCACCAUCCUGAUUUCUGCGCCAUACACCACAUGCAAUAAGAAGCGAGAGAGUUUUAUACAGGAAUUCACCAGAGAUUGGGACUUUUCCAAGUUGUCCGAGUUCUUUAUGUUCUUGAGAAGUAGAGCCAACAUUGAUUACAAAUUCAAAUGCGCCAUGUUACAAGAGGCAGCUAGAAAAGAAGCAGAGGAACAGCCACAUCAAACAACAAGUACCAUCAAAUCAGCAAGACAACAUCAACGCAGAGUAUCAUUUUCUGAUGAAAUGAAGAAGCCAUAUUUAGAGAACACAAUGGCCGGCAAUAGCAGCGGCGCCAACGAUGGUGCCUCUUCGUCCGCACCAGCAUCCUCUUCAACGGCAUCAGCAUCAUCCUCUUCAUCCACUACAACUGCUAAUCUACAAUCAAGAUACAACAAUGAUAGCGACCAAUUGGCAAAUCUAUUAGUUAGAAAGUAG
This is a messenger RNA of Mucor velutinosus, 906 nucleotides long. RefSeq lists its product as uncharacterized. The transcript has 3 exons. The coding region runs from base 1 to 906 and encodes 301 amino acids. NCBI's taxonomy places the organism in Eukaryota, Fungi, Mucoromycota, Mucoromycetes, Mucorales, Mucoraceae. The record is from RefSeq and is a predicted model, not a curated record.